Messenger RNA from Styela clava, 946 nucleotides. Its product is annotated as putative palmitoyltransferase ZDHHC24. Lineage: Eukaryota; Metazoa; Chordata; Ascidiacea; Stolidobranchia; Styelidae. The record is from RefSeq and is a predicted model, not a curated record. Gene Ontology annotation, molecular function: palmitoyltransferase activity.
AAUAAUCGUAAAAUUAAUUACAAAAUAAAAUGGAGCCAAGGAAAAAGUUUCUUCGAUUUCGAAACGAAAAGAUAAUUUUUUUCACUUUCACUGGACUUAUGCUAGCUGUUUAUUUGUUUGAAUUUUUCAUCAUUCUACCAAGAAUUCAGGCUUCAGAUCCAACAUUUCAUAAAGGAAUUCAUAUAUUUUUUGGUACUCUUAUAUUAAUCAAUGCAUAUUUGAGCGUGUGGAAAUUUAUUACAACCGAUGCAACAAGUGGAAGCAGGGUUCUGCCAAGUUCGUUAGAAAAAGGUUGGAAAUAUUGCUGGAAAUGUGAAGCCAAUGCUCCUCCAAGGUCUUAUCACUGUUUCACGUGCCACAAAUGCAUCUUAGUUCGAGACCAUCACUGUGUUCUUGUGUCACAUUGUGUCGGACAUGCCACGAUGCGAUAUUUUCUAAGUAUGCUGAUGAAUAUGUGGGUCGCCCUGCUUUAUUCAAAUAUUUUGAAUUUCGAUUUCGUAUGGGAGGUGUUCCAUGUAUUACAGCCAAAGACAUUACUAACGAUGUUCGUACCAUGGUUAGCUUGGGUUCUCGGUUAUGCUGAAUCUGAGACAUUUGUAAUGGCGAUCAUGACCUCGAUAUGUCUGCUAGGGUUCAUGUAUUGCACUGUGAUGUUGGGUUGGCAUGGAAGAAACCUGUUAAAGGGUAGAACCUGCCAUGAGAUGGCCAAGAAGAUUGGUUUUAACUACGAUUUAGGAGCAGCUGAAAAUAUUGCGCAAGUCUUCGGCGUAAAUUGGAAAUACGCAUGGAUUUCUCCGAUCAUACCAAGUCCGCUGCCGGGGGAUGGAAUAAGUUUCAAAGAGAAAGAAUUUGUAGAGCGGAACGGGAAAGGAUUGUGAAUCAUAAUUCAGCAUUAUUAUUUCAUUAUUUAGUAUAAUUUUAAGAAAUUUCAAAUAAGCCCAAGUGA